AUGAGCAUUUCUGAAAGCAUAAACUUUGGCAGCAAGACAAACAUUAAUUUUGAUUCUAUAAAUAUUAGUCUGGUGGAAAAAAAGAAGGAUUUCUUUUAUGAACCAUCUCUGGAUGAGAACUAUUCGGUAUCAUCGCUUGAGGCCAACAGCACCGUAUUAGAUGAUAUUAUAAAUAAAAGUAACAUUAAAAAUGGAAUGAUUUUUGUAGAAACUACAGGUAUGAAUAAAAAUUUGGAAAAUUGUGAAAAUAGAGGUGGCAAGGAGAAUUGUAAAAUCAAUCAAGAUUCACAACGGCCAGAAAUGAUUGAGAACGGUGAAAAUUUAAAUAAAUGUGUGCAGGGGGUCAAUGUUGAAAUUGAUGAAAAUAUAAAAAACAAUGAUGGUGAUAAUGCUGCUGAAGCAGCUGCUUUGGUUCAAUUUAAACAGCAAGUCAAAGUCGAUGGUGUCAAUGGUACAAAUCAUCAUGAAAUUGUUCAAAUCGAUGGCACCAGCAAUGACCAUACACACAAUAACGUUGUGACUGAUACAAAUGUCUAUUUCAAUUCAGAAAAGAUGAUGAUUUUAAAGAAUGAUAAUGUUGAUUCUGUUAGUGAAGUUGCCGUUGCAGGUGUUGUUGUUGUUGUUGGUGGUGGUGGUGGUGGUGGUAGUGUUAAUGAUAAUACAAAUAGUAAUAGUAAAAGCAAUAUUAACAAAUGCAAUACGGAUGUUGAUUGUGAACGAUCAAAUGAAAUUAUUUUGAAUAAAAAAAUUAAAUCAUCUCAAGCGGGCAAGCAAAAUGAAAAGAUUAAGUCUUCCGAUGUCAAUGAAAAGGAUAUUGUGAUGAGUGAUGUAUCAAAUUCUGUGACAGAUUCAAGUGCCGAUAAAAAUGUUAAUGUUAAAAAUGAAGUCAAUAGCAAAAGAGAUGACAACACCGAAAAUAAUAUAAAUUUAAAGCAAGAGACUACUGUAAGAAAGCCAAAUGUUGAAACAGAUGCAAACAACAAGAAAAUUAAUCUUACAAAGAGGCAUUUGAAUUUGAAACAAACUGCUAGUGUCAAAAAAGAUGUAAACGUCAAAAAAAAUGUAAAUACUGAAAAAGAUUUAAAUGUCAAAAAGAAUACAGGUACCAAAGAGGAUUUAAAUGUCAAGAAAUGUGUAAAUGUCAAAAAAGAUGCAAGUACAAAGAAAAAGGGAAACUUCAAAAAAGGUGACAUUGUAAAAAAGAACAUCAAAGUAAACAAUCACGCCAACAAUGUUGCAAUCAAAAUCAACUAA
Danaus plexippus (monarch butterfly) is the source of this 1254-nucleotide messenger RNA. RefSeq lists its product as uncharacterized. The transcript is spliced from 2 exons. Lineage: Eukaryota; Metazoa; Arthropoda; Insecta; Lepidoptera; Nymphalidae. The coding region runs from base 1 to 1254 and encodes 417 amino acids. The record is from RefSeq and is a predicted model, not a curated record.